CAUUUCUUCAGUCCUUUAUUGAGCUUAGCCGUGUGCGGAUGUGCAGCAAGGGCGCCGCGAUUCCUGAAAAAAAUUACGAUUUGGUUUUCAAUCGUGCUGAGUGACUUCUAGUGAAUUUUCUGUGAUCGUGAUAUUUAUUGACAAUUGUGACUGGAACAGAGCGUAGUGCCGAGCGGAAUUCCAGAUAUUUCUAUAGUUGAGGCUAAUGGAUCCCAACAAGACGAGUUGAGCUUCUAAGUGAAACAUGAAGCGCACCGCCAUUGCGUUUUGGCGCGAACUGCCAAUCGCUGUCACAUUUGCCUUUGUGACUUUGGUAUGCGCCGUUUCAGCCAGAGAUAUUGUAUUAGACGAUGACUAUACAGUAGUCGAAGCAACUACAAAUGAGAGACUUCGACUAAUUUGCGGGCUGAAGCCAAGAAAUCAGAUGCCAGCAGUUCGAUGGUUCUUUGACGGUAAACCAAUUGAAAAUCAGGGAAAAAAUCGGCUUAUGCAGCAAAGGCAAUGGUUAAGAAUAAAAGGCUUUCGCGCAAAAGAUGCUGGAGUAUACGCUUGUCAAAAUGAAGAAGACGAAAGUAAAGAAAUGAGUGUUACAAUUAAACAUAAACCAGAAAUCGAUGCUGAUAUUGAAGAAUAUCAAUCAGACGAUGUACAGCGACCCAUGCCAGAAAUACUAUCUCAACACUCAGCGCAGUUAGUCGAAAACAACACUAUAGACGAAACACACCGAGAAUACGACCCCAAAGACGACGACCCUGAUGAAAGAAAUGAAAAGGAGCAUCUGAAUUAUGGUCAUGUUGAUAAUACGAAGUCGAAGUACCCGCCCAAGUUCAAACAUCCACUGAAAAUGUAUAAUAUGGAAAUGAAGCCAGCAGGCAGUUCUAUUCGGUUCAAAUGCGCUGCUGAAGGUAAUCCUAUGCCCAACAUAACGUGGUAUAAAAAUAAUAUUACACCAAUAUCUAGGAGUUAUUUCAAACCAUCAUAUGGUAAAUGGUUGAUGUCGUUGGAUGAAUUAACCAAAGCUGAUAAUGGAAAUUACACUUGCAAAGUGUGCAAUGAAUUGGGAUGUAUUGAACAUGUUUAUACACUCCAUAUACAAGAGCAUCUAUACGCAAAACCUGUGUUGACGCAAGCAGCAGUUAAUCAAACGAAACUUGUUGGACAAACAGCGAAAUUCAGUUGCGAAUUUCUCUCAGACCUACAUCCAUCUGUUUACUGGAUGUAUUUUAACACACACGAAUAUAUUUAUAAUGUCUCAACGUCGGAUGCUGGCAGUAAAGAGCCGGUCGUGUACAGAGACGUUUCUAGAGUUGUUAUGACUGAAAAUCCAGAAGACUUGCCCGAACAGUUGACAAUAUACAACGUGACGAAAGAAGACGAGGGUUGGUACGUCUGUGUAGCUCUCAACUCUUUGGGAAACACAACUGCGAAGGGUUACUUGACAGUUCUUGAUUCGUUUCCUGUACCGGAAGCACUGGAUCACGGGAAACAUACAUUACUAAUAAACAUCUUGACUGCCGUACUCGGUGCUAUGUUCUUUGUGGCUGCUAUUAUCGUGGUGAUGAUAUUCAAAAAGUUAAAACAGGAGAAGUUAAAAAAGCAACUGGCUAUAGAAACCGCACGCGCAGUGAUUGUCACGCAUUGGACGAAGAAAGUUACCGUAGAGAAACCACUGAUGAAUGGAACACAGAAUAUUACUGAAGAGGGUUUGCUGAUGCCAGUAGUAAAGAUCGAGAAACAAAAGCUAUCUCAAGUGCAGAAAAACACUGAAGCUAUGAUGAUGUCAGAAUACGAAUUACCCGUGGACAUAGAUUGGGAAGUGCCAAGGGAGUCACUGUCAUUGGGCAAGGUUUUGGGAGAGGGAGAGUUUGGGAAGGUCGUGAAGGCAGAUUGUUUGGGGAUACUGAAGCCCGGUGUUCAGGCUGUGGUCGCUGUCAAGAUGCUUAAAGAGGGUCACACAGACGCUGAAAUGAUGGCCCUAGUGUCUGAAAUGGAGAUGAUGAAGAUGAUAGGAAAGCAUGUAAACAUCAUCAACUUGUUAGGAUGCUGUACUCAAGAUGGACCUUUGUACGUCAUAGUGGAAUACGCUCCGAAUGGAAAUCUGAGGGAGUUUUUAAGGAAUCACCGACCGGGAAACAGAUAUGAAUCACCAACUGAAGACCUGAAAGAUAAGAAAACGCUAACGCAGAAAGACUUAGUCUCUUUCUCUUAUCAAGUUGCAAGAGGAAUGGAGUAUUUAGCGUCUAGACGGUGUAUCCACCGUGACCUAGCAGCUCGUAAUGUGCUCGUGUCGGAUGACUGUGUACUAAAGAUAGCGGACUUCGGCUUAGCUAAAGACGUGCACAGCAACGACUAUUACCGCAAGAAGACUGAGGGCAGAUUGCCCGUGCGAUGGAUGGCGCCAGAGUCCUUGUACCACAAAGUGUUUACUACGCAGACUGAUGUCUGGUCCUUCGGUGUCCUCCUCUGGGAGAUAAUGACCCUCGGGGGCACCCCAUACCCCACGGUGGCGGGGCAAUACAUGUACCAGCAUCUCAGCGCUGGACAUCGCAUGGAAAAGCCACCAUGCUGUAGUCUGGAAAUUUACAUGUUGAUGCGGGAGUGCUGGUCAUUCUCUCCAGGCGAUAGACCGUCUUUCACUGAACUGGUGGAAGACUUGGAUAAGAUCCUAACGGUGACAGCCAACCAGGAGUAUUUAGAUCUGGGACUUCCUCAACUUGACACUCCACCUUCCAGCUAUGACGGCUCCGGAGACGAGAGCGACAGUGAAUUUCCAUUUAUAAAAUAACAUGAAAUGUAUGUAACAUCCUCUCUGCGAAUUAGAUAAAAAUGUUUAAUAUAUAUAAAAAUCAUAAUGUAGAAAAAAUGUUAAACAUAUACAAGUACAUACCAUCGGUAAACGUUGACAAGUUUUAAUAGAACCAGACUACUAUAUCUAUAAAAAAAUACGGCUCGUAGCAUAUACGACUUGUUGAAAGAAGUGACGUGUGAUAAAUUUUGAUGACAUAUGUUAUUUAUACCACAAUGUUACUUUUCAACGUUAAUUUAAAUAAUGCAGUAUUAUCAGUUUGUACGCUUAUUGAGUCAAAGCCCACCUCUCUUAUGAACUCAAAUAUAAUAUGGCCUAAAGUAUCAAAAGAGUAGGUGUUUGAGGUUUAUACGUUUAUAAAUAAAUUCUCAUAGCACACGUUAAGUUUGCACAAAGCAGACCUCGUUGAUCGCAUAUCGAAGUGAUGACUAUAUUUAUUUAUUUACCAAAAUUGUCUUGUAAAUAUAGCGUAGUGUAAAUAUUACCAAAGUUGGUCUGUUGUAUCUUUAUUACAUUUUAUAGUUAGUUUAAGUAUUUUUGCUGACAAUAAACUAUUUCUAUUGACUAAAAUCCAUAUUUUCGCACUUUCUACUAUUGUGUCUUCAAUGUACCUUAAUCAUAAAAGUUUAUCACUCUUAGGGCUCGUUUCAUAAUGUAUGGAUAAAGUGCCAAAUAGCUAUGCCUUCGCAUUUCAUGACGAAUAACGCUAUCUGACAGUCAUGAAACGUAAAAAUAAAUAGCUUAUUUGGAACUUAUCCGGACAUUGUGAAGCAGACCCUUAGUGUACUCUACUACUAAGUUCUGCCCUUGCAUUAGAGUAAAUACAAUUAGACGAGACGAAAAGUCGUAUGUUACUUAUGUACACGCGUUAGAAGUUAUACUUCUUUGGCGUAAGAAGGUAAAAUAUUUUAAUUUUUUUUAUCUUUCGCCCUAUUCUACGAUUUUAGAAAACCGACACUAACAUUAGAAAAACUAAAAUGUUGAAUAUACCUAACUUCAGGUCGGUUUUUCGGGACGGUGUGAGCGCGCAUCGUAAAAAUUUACUAUCAUCAUUUUUCCUAUCGCAUCAAAAGAAGUAUAACUUCAAAAAGAUUUUAAGUCAACAACGACUUCUAAAUAAGGGCGUAAAUUCACUACAAACUUAAAACUUUGUAGCCUGAAAAUGAGCAACGAAAAGGACGAAUUAAGUUGAUUAGGUACGACUCUCGCCAAUUUGUUCAUUGUUUCUGUUUCAUGUGCAAAGUACAGAUGAAAAAGAAAACGGUAGAACUUUUUGAAAAGAAAAUUUCGCCCUAUUUGAAAAUAAAACCCUCCAAAAAAUUGUUGACCGAAUGAGAUCGCUUAGUAGAGCCAAUAAAGCCUUCAACAAAUUCUUUCAAGUAUUUCUUGAAAUAUUUUAUUUAAAAUAUUUAUUUACUAUGCAUACACCAUGACGUAGAUCUACAAUGUAUUUAAGUGUCUCCACGUGUUCAGUAUAAUUUACACAGUAUAUUUGACUAUCAAUAACUUCAGACAUAUUAUUCUAGUCUGUCAUAAUAACAAUCAUGUAAUGCAUUUUAAAACCAAAUUAUUUUUGUACUUAAUUACUUUAAGGUUGAUUGAGUA
This is a messenger RNA of Pieris rapae (cabbage white), 4411 nucleotides long. It is a transcript of the gene Btl, whose product is annotated as fibroblast growth factor receptor homolog 1. Gene Ontology annotation, molecular function: fibroblast growth factor receptor activity; ATP binding. Gene Ontology annotation, biological process: multicellular organism development; protein phosphorylation; positive regulation of kinase activity. The transcript is spliced from 15 exons. NCBI's taxonomy places the organism in Eukaryota, Metazoa, Arthropoda, Insecta, Lepidoptera, Pieridae. Gene Ontology annotation, cellular component: signaling receptor complex; membrane. The coding region runs from base 245 to 2785 and encodes 846 amino acids. The record is from RefSeq and is a predicted model, not a curated record.